Molecule: messenger RNA, 1411 nt
Organism: Diuraphis noxia (Russian wheat aphid)
Lineage: Eukaryota; Metazoa; Arthropoda; Insecta; Hemiptera; Aphididae
Product: lanC-like protein 2
Biological process (GO): peptide modification; carbohydrate metabolic process
Cellular component (GO): plasma membrane
Source: RefSeq, a predicted model, not a curated record
UACUCUUUACUAUUACUUAAAAGUCUGGGAUGGGAGGACCCAGACAGAGAUAAACUGAUACGCAAGGUAGUGACAUCAAUUUUUAACAACGGUAUACAGACAUGUAGUAAAGAUAAACCAAGAAAAACUUCACUCAUGUACAAAUGUCACAACAAAAAAUACUUAGGGGCUGCUCAAGGUUUAUCGGGUGUCAUACAUUGCCUUCUUCUAGCUAAAAGUUAUCUUAAAAAAAGUGAAUUGGACAAUCUUAUUAAACCAGCCCUCGACUACUUAUUGACACUGAGGUAUAAAUCUGGGAAUCUACCAUCUUCUCUGUGUAAUGAUCCUGAUCAUUUAGUUCAGUGGUGUCAUGGUGCAUCAGGUGUCUCACACACUUAUGCACUAGCUUACAAAAUUUUUCUAGAUGAGAAGUACCUUAAUGCAGCAGUACAAUAUGCUGAUAUUGUAUGGAAACGUGGUUUAUUAACUAAAGGAUAUGGACUGUGUCAUGGUGUUAGUGGAAAUUCUUAUACUUUUAUGUCAUUGUUCCAAUUAACUGGWGAAACUAAAUAUUUAUACCGAGCUGCAAGGUUUAUUGAUUGGUGCUUAACAACCAAUCGUCAAAAUAGAAUACCUGACAACCCAUAUUCAAUGUUUGAAGGUAUAUCUGGCGUUACAUAUGCUCUUAUGGACAUUCAAAAUCCCAAAACAGCCCAUAUACCAGGAUUCUAACUUUUCAACUAAAAAGCAGAUUACUCAUCUUUUUAUUAAAAGAUUUUCUAGUCAAUACAAGCAACCUAAACAAAUGGAGCUUAAUAAUAAUUUUAUUUAUACAAGUUUUAAUAUUACCUAUAUACAAUUUAUUAUAUAAAUACUAAAAGGUAUUUAACUCAACCACAUAUUUAAAAGUUAAAGUUUUCCUAUUUUUACCUUUUUAUUCUUCUGUGUAUGUAUGUAGUGUUUUUACUCAUGCUAAUAUUAUUUUUAUGUAUUAUUGUUAAAUUAUUCAAGAAUACUUGAAUUAAUAAUAUUAAUGUUUCAUUAAUAAACAAAACAUUGUUGUCAAGUCUAAUCACAUUCUAUAGAUAAAUAGUACAAUUAAAUGUACCAACAAUUUCUAACUCAUUAACUUACUUUAGUUCAUAUAUUCAAAUUAAAUUAUAAAGUUAGUUCAAAAGUUUAUUUCCCAAACUACCUAUCUGAAAUUAAAUUAGUUAAAAUUUAGAAAACUAAUGUCUCCAAUUUGCGUUACUAUUAGGUAUAUGAUGUGCAUUGUAUACAAGCUAUAUAUUAAUGUAUAAUUAUAAAGAUUAUUGAGACUUGAAUAUGUAUAAUGGUUAGUAAGGUUUAGGAUGUUUAUGCACUAAAAAAUAAAUAAAUAAGUAUGCCCUUAUAAACUAAAAAAGUGCUAAAUAAGCAUGAACAAUUUGAA